This is a messenger RNA of Schistosoma haematobium, 5946 nucleotides long. RefSeq lists its product as uncharacterized. Bases 3348 to 5306 code for a protein of 652 amino acids. The record is from RefSeq and is a predicted model, not a curated record. Gene Ontology annotation, molecular function: flavin adenine dinucleotide binding; choline dehydrogenase activity. Gene Ontology annotation, cellular component: mitochondrial inner membrane. The transcript has 15 exons. Lineage: Eukaryota; Metazoa; Platyhelminthes; Trematoda; Strigeidida; Schistosomatidae.
CAUAAUGAGACCUUGCAUUUUUGUCAAACAUAUAAAAUAGUCCUGGUGUUUGCGCUUUUGAAUAAACAAUUUUUCAUUCACACGCGUGUAUUGCAUGUUUUAAGGCAAAUGCAUUGGAUAGGAUGUUAAGUGCUUUGGUGCUAUAAUGUUGUGUUUAUUUAUUUUUACAUUUUUACAGACCACACAAGAUAAUUCUUCCAAUUUAAAUCUCAGUAGAUACUUUGCGUGAAGAGGGUAUCGCUGUAGAUAUGAAGCUUUUCAGAAAAGCUACGAAUUUAAUAUUGAAAGCUUAUAGACGAUAUCCGUACAAUGAUGUUUUGGUCGUUCGUCAAACUCAUCUGUGUACAUUCAAAUCACCAUUCAACAUCAUACAAUGUUUUGUUAGGCCCGAUGGUUUUUUAGAUCCAUCAACGUACUUAGUUUCAUCUAGAAAGCCAAUGUACAAAGCAGUUAUUUUUGAUAAAGAUGGAACUAUUAUUUGCUUUAACUCAAUGUGGAUGCCUUGGGCACGGACUAUUGCAAAAAACAUUUCUAGUGACAUUGCUCGGGAUAUAGGUUUCGAGAUAUUGACUACUCUUGGGUGCUGCCCAAAAACUCACAUUAUCAAUCCAGGUGUUUUAGCUGAAGGUACUGAAGAACAAAUAAUAAUCGCUCUGACAAACUUGUUAGUUUCUCACGGCAUUACAAAAAGCAUGGCUCAGUCCAUUGUGUCUAAGCAUGUAAAAGCAUUAUCACUUUCACCUGAGCACGUUGUUCAGUUGACUGAUAUGAAAAGCAUGUUAACUACUUUGAGACAGCACUCAAUCAAGACCGCUAUUUGCACAUCCGACAGUCGCAAAGGGACAGUACAAGCUCUGGCAGUUUUAGAUGUUUUACAUCUAUUAGAUGUUAUUGUGUGCGGUGAUGACCCUGGUAGACUUCCGAAACCGCAUCCAGAUAACGCGGAAUUCAUAUGUAAGGAACUCCAUGUGUCACCUGAAGAAACAGUUAUGAUAGGAGAUACCUCGACGGACAUUGCUUUUGCAAAAAAUGCUAAUCUAGGUUUAUGUAUUGGUGUUCUUAGUGGAAUCGGUCAACAAAAUGGUUUGGAGGAAACCUGGCUUAAGCAUUCUGAAAUUGAGGGUAAAAGUAAUUUAAACGAGGUUAAAUCAUACCAUUCAAAACCUAAGUUACAUAUCGUGCCAUCUGUGGGUCAUAUAUUGCCAAUCGUGUUGCCUGAUCUUAAUCUACCAAUCAGACAAAUUUUGCUCGGUAACAACGUGUUACAUCAAAAGCUGUCAAAUCAAAAGUUUAAACUGGUUAUUAUUGACAAAGAUGGGAGUUUUAUCAAUGUACAUCCCCGUUGGGCUGAAUGGUGUGAGAAAGUCUACAUAAGAUUAUCGGAAAAAACGUCUCCUGAUCUGGCAUGUACAUUUUUGAACAUACUGGGUUACUCUUCUGAGACGCGAAAAAUAGCUAAUGGUAUUUUAGCUGAAGGAUCCACGGUGUUUAUUGAAGAGUGCCUGCGGUAUUUGCUCAUACUAAAAGGUUACGGAGUCAAAGAGUCUGACCAGAUAGUAAACCAGAUAUGGAUAUGUCCAAGCUCUAUACCAGGUAUAACUAUAUCUGAUACAGUUGAAACAGUUAAGAAACUUAGGGAAAUCGGUCUACAAGUAGCUAUAAAUAGUUCAGACAGCCGAAAAGCCUGCGACAAUUUCUUGUUAAACCUAAAAUUGCAUGACUACAUAAAUAUCAUAGUGUCGGCUGAGGAUGCCGGUUGUCACCCAAAACCUUUACCACAUACUGUGCUUCAAAUCAUUGACAAAGUUGGAUGUAAACCUGAAGAAACAGUCACUGUCGGUGAUACACCUGCAGACUUAAUGUCCGGUCGGUUGGCUAAGGUUGGCCUUACUGUUGGACUGUUAUCUGGAUUUUCAUCGGCAACCGAUCUAAUCUCCUAUUCAGACCUAAUUUUACCAAACUUAUCUCAUCUCCCUAAUAUAUUCAUUGAUUAAAGGUAGUUUGAAGGAAGAAAUAAAACAAUCCAUAAAAGGAUGGUACAAAAUCAACAAAUUCAUUGUGUCAUAUUUUUUUAAGUUAUGAAUACUUCUUAGAAACUUUAUUCAAUUCUGAUUUCAUUUCCUUUGUACUUUAUACCACAAAAGAUGUAAGCUUAUUUUAUAAUUCCUUCUUCCAAAAUAUCUUCCUUGAAAUUUUUUUAAUGACAGUAAUAACCAUUUUUCAAUUAUUUCCGAUGACGGUUGUUAUGGAUAAUUUAGAUAUCAAGUUGAUUGAUGCUAAUAAAAGCAUUUUACCUAAAAUUCCUUUUUGUGAAUUCGAAUGAUAUGUUUGGCAGAUUGUCUGUUGAAACUCAACAUUUCUUAGUGUUUUUUUAUUAACUUCCAUCAUGCAAUGCUCACUCGUUUCCAUUAUUCAUUAACAUAAGAGAUCAGAUAUACUGACUGGGUAGUUGAUAUGAAGCUUUAAGAAUAAUCACUUGCCAGUAACUUGGAUACAGUCCAUGUUUAUGACGUAAUGAUGAAGAGAAGUUGAAAACCUGUUAAAUUUUCUGUCUUAUAUUCUAGUCUAUAGAUUUCCUGACUAACAUCUAAGGAAACAAUGACCCAAAUCCUGAUUCAGCCUAGGUGUUUUGACAAGUCAGUCAUUUAACAAGUGAUUUUUAGAAAACGUUGCUAAUAAUGAUUCAAUAAAAAAUCCAAGAAAAUACUUAGCUUAUCUAAACCUAAAACGAUUAAUAGUUCACCGGUCGUUUAAAUGUACAAAAAUCAACAGAACUUCAAGUCUCAUUAUUUCUAGACAACUCUCAUACAAAGUAAAUUAAGCAAUCACUGGCACGAAUAUAUCCCUAUAGAUUGAACUGAAUUAAGACCGUUCUAGCAGUACCACAUUGGUUUAGUUGUUUAAUUAUUACUAUGUUCUAGAUGAUAAAGUUAACAACUCACGAUUUCCUAAACUCAAACUAGUUAUUAUUUAUUACUUUCUGAUGUUUUACAUGAGUUGUUGCAUGCAUCUUUUAGCCAAUAUACAAUAAUUAUACACUCUAUUUAUUGGUGAGUACCUACUUCUAGCAAAUAUUUGUAUUUUAUUGGGUUUCUUAGAGCUCUAAACUUGAAAUGAAAUAUAAUGUGAAAGGAUUUAGUUAUUUAAUAAUUCUAUAGGUGCUUUAAUAUGAUAUUCAACUAAGAAAAAAUGCUAAUUUUGAAUAGACCACUAACCACUAAAUAAUAAGACGAAUAAAUUCUUUAUUUCUUUUGUUAAUAUGAAUUAUCCAGGAGAUCUUGAAUCAAUCGAAACUCACUUAAUCUACUACAUGAUAGUACUUUGUAAGAUAAUUGUUUUUGCUCUUCAUGAAUUACUUAAAUUCAGUGCAGGGACAAGGAUAUUAUCUAAAAUAUUAUGGACUUAUAAAGCACCAAUAUUAUCACAAACAUAUCACAAAACGUCUGUUUAAGACAUCGUGUAGCGUAUCUAAUCAUAAAACGCCGAUAGCAAAAUCCAAUGACUUUAGGAAUUCCUAUGAAUACAUUAUAAUUGGAGCUGGUUCAGCUGGAUGUGUUUUGGCCAAUCGUUUAAGUUUACCACAUCCUAAAACAAAAAAUUCUAGUAAAGUUCUGGUUCUAGAAGCUGGUCCUACAGAUGUUGGAAUUUCCAGAUGGACAAUUAAGAUGCCAGCUGCUCUUAUGUACAAUCUUUAUCACGAUAAAUACAAUUGGUAUUAUCACACUGUUCCUCAAAGACAUAUGAACGACCGUACUAUGUACUGGCCCCGAGGUCGUGUUCUUGGUGGAAGUUCAUCUUUAAAUGCCAUGGUCUAUAUUCGAGGUCAUCCGUUAGAUUAUGAUAGGUGGGAAUUGGAGGGUGCUGAUGGUUGGAAUUAUGCAAACUGCUUGCCAUAUUUUCGCAAAGCUCAGACUCAUGAACUCAAUGGGAACCAAUAUAGAGGUUCUAAUGGUCCAUUAUAUGUAUCCAGAGCCAAAACUAAUCACCCAUUACAUUCAGCCUGGAUUGAAGCAGGCAAACAGGCUGGUUAUCCGUUUACUGAUGAUGUAAAUGGGUAUCAACAAGAGGGCAUGGGCUACUUUGAUAUGACUAUUAAAAACGGUGAAAGGUGUUCAGCUUCCACAGCUUAUUUACAUCCAGCUAUGAAGUCUAGUUCUAACUUAACUGUUGAAACAAAUGCACUAGUCACGCAAAUACUUUUUGAAAAUAAAAGGGCGGUCGGUGUAAAAUACAGUAAAAACGGCCAAGUUCAUGAGGCUAGAGCAGAAUCUGAAGUGAUCUUAUCAGGAGGAGCUAUAAACUCACCACACUUACUAAUGUUAUCGGGGAUUGGUAAUGUAGAUUAUUUACGCUCGAUUGGAAUAGAUGCUUGGCAUCAUUUACCAGGUGUCGGACAAAAUUUACAAGAUCAUUUAGAAUUAUACGUACAGCAGGCUUGUAAAAAGCCAAUAACGCUUUACAAUGCUCAGUGGAAAUAUCCACAUAUUAUGGUUGGGAUCGGUUUAAAAUGGAUAUUAUUCCGUCGGGGCUGGGCGGCGACAACUCAUUUAGAAAGUGGUGGUUUCGUAAGAACAGAAGCAAAUAUUUCUCACCCUAACAUUCAGUUUCAUUUUCUCCCAUCGACAAUACAUGAUCAUGGACGUAAAAUGGGUGGUCAGCAUGCAUUUCAGGUGCAUGUUGGACCAAUGAGGUCAAGAAGUCGCGGCCAAAUUUUAUUGUCUCCUGCAAGUCUAGGUUUUGCUCCAAAAAUAGACCCAAAUUAUUUAGCCUGUGAAACUGAUCGAGCUGAAAUGCGAGCAGCCAUUCGUUUGUCACGCGAAAUAUUUGCUCAGCCUGCAUUAGCGAAAGAAUUCGCAGGCAAAGAACUGGCUCCAGGUGAGGAUAAAGUAUCAAAUUCUCAACUGGAUGAAUUUGUACGUUCUUUUGGUGAUAGCGCAUACCAUCCUUCUUGCACUUGCCGUAUGGGUAAAAAUCCUGAUGGUCGUAAAGCUGUAAGUGAUGAUGAAAUACACAAUGGUUAUUUGGGUAAUGGUAGAAUAGAGGCAGCAGUUACUCAAUCAAACUGUAAAGUGUGGGGCAUUGACAAUCUUCGUAUUGUUGAUGCAAGUAUAAUGCCAUCAAUUGUUUCAGGCAAUUUAAAUGCACCUGUCAUAAUGAUGGCUGAAAAAGCUGCAGAUAUUAUUGUCAGUUCUCGAGAUGGUGUUUCAGUUGUUUUGCCAGCUGAUUCAAAUCCCUCCUAUUGGAAACCAGAGCAUCCUGGUAAACAACGUGAUGGUGUUCCACUUGUAUCUCAUCAUUUGAUUUAACUAAUAUGAAGAUAAAAAAAAUUGAGAAAAUCUAUCCAGUAUAUUAACUCCCUCGUUUUAGACAUACUAUUUAUAAAGCACACAUUAUCACACUCCCAAUAAUAGUUGCUUUCAAAUAAAUGCCUUACUUGUUUUUUUUUCUUUUUUUGUCAAAGACUUCUAAAGCUCUUGAUAAUAGCAGUUUUUUUAAAAAUUACAUUUCCGUAUUGAAAGUGCUUAUAUUGAAAUUACAGGAAAUCCCAUUGAAUUAGAUUUUUCCAAAUAUCCACAUUCUAUUUUAUUUUAUUUUUGUUCCGUUUGGUUAACUUAAUAACAGUUUUUAUGAUAAUUGCAAUUUCAUAUAACAGAAUGGUAAUAAAUAAAGUGAUAAUUUAACUAUAUAUAUUGUUUUCUACGGAUAAAGCUCUAAAUUGAAACAUCCAAAAUUGCCAUAAAGAGAUUUACAUGGAAAAAUCAUUUUUUAGAUUAAUACUCAUGAUAUUAAUAGAUUUAUGUUAAUAAUCAAAUUGAACUUUGGCAAGUAUCUACAUAUCUUUUGCAGCUAAGUGAAUGGAUAUUAUUAACUUUUACUACAGAGUUUAGUACUUCUUGAAGAUGAAUCACAUAGACGCAUUAACCUAAUGAUAUCUAACGAUAUAAA